AUGUCUGGCUCUUCGACCGUAUCGGUCCUCUUCGUAUGCUUAGGUAACAUCUGCCGGAGUCCCAUGGCUGAAGGAGUCUUUCGUUCUCUUGCUGGCUCCAACGACCGCAUCGGAAUUAUUGAUAGUGCUGGCACCGGUGCCUACCAUACUCUUGAACCUCCCGACCCACGCACGAUGGCUACGCUGCUCAAGAAGGGGAUCAAGGAUUAUGACCAUGGUGCGCGGCAAGUCGAGGAAGAAGACUUCGACGAGUUUGACUACAUCUUCGCAAUGGACAGGUCCAAUUUACGAGAUCUGGAGCGCAUGAAGCGAAAAGCCGAGAGAAAUGGGAACGUUAAGGCACAAGUCAUGCUCUUUGGCAAAUUCAGCGGUAGGAGCAAGGACGAGGAAGUGCAAGAUCCCUACUACGGCCGCGACAACGGCUUCGAUACUGUCUACGAGCAGGUCAAUCGCUUUGCGACCAACUUUCUCAACGAGGUCGUGGAAAAGCGGGAGAAGCAGUAG
Messenger RNA from Cyphellophora europaea CBS 101466, 504 nucleotides. RefSeq lists its product as uncharacterized. NCBI's taxonomy places the organism in Eukaryota, Fungi, Ascomycota, Eurotiomycetes, Chaetothyriales, Cyphellophoraceae. Gene Ontology annotation, molecular function: non-membrane spanning protein tyrosine phosphatase activity; acid phosphatase activity. Gene Ontology annotation, cellular component: cytoplasm. The coding region runs from base 1 to 504 and encodes 167 amino acids. The transcript has a single exon. Gene Ontology annotation, biological process: protein dephosphorylation. The record is from RefSeq and is a predicted model, not a curated record.